Messenger RNA from Melozone crissalis (California towhee), 900 nucleotides. RefSeq names its product zinc finger protein 397-like. Bases 25 to 876 code for a protein of 283 amino acids. Gene Ontology annotation, molecular function: DNA-binding transcription factor activity, RNA polymerase II-specific; RNA polymerase II transcription regulatory region sequence-specific DNA binding. The transcript is spliced from 3 exons. The record is from RefSeq and is a predicted model, not a curated record. Lineage: Eukaryota; Metazoa; Chordata; Aves; Passeriformes; Passerellidae. Gene Ontology annotation, cellular component: nucleus. Gene Ontology annotation, biological process: regulation of transcription by RNA polymerase II.
UCGCAGCCGGCGGGAGGAGCGGGGAUGGAGCCGGGCCAGGAUUUCCCAUUCCCAACCCUUGGCUGGAUGGAGGAGGAGGCUGCAAGGAAGAGGAAGAUGCCCCGGGACACUGAGGCAGAGCAGGAGCUGUGCAUGGAGAGCAGGGAGGACAAAUCUCCAGGGCAGCAGAACCUCAUGGAAGAGGCUGUUUUGAGUGACUCCCCGGUGCAGGAAUCCGAUGGGGAGGAAAAGCCCCAGAGAUCCCCCAGGAGGAAGGGCUGUAAACCCAGCCCAGGGUACUCUGCGGAGGAAAGAGCCAGCCUGUGCCAGGAAGGUGGACAGAGCUUCAGCCAGAGCUCAGAGCUGGUGCUCCAUGAGCAGCUCCAUGAUGGGGAGAAGCCCCACAAGUGCCUGGAGUGUGGGAAGAGCUUCAGCUGGAGGUCCCGCCUGCUCCGCCACCAGAUGAUCCACACUGGGGAGAAGCCCUACGAGUGUCCUGAGUGUGGGAAGGGCUUCAGAGACAGCCCCCAGCUCACCAUCCACCAUCGCAUCCACACCGGGGAGCGGCCCUACGAGUGCUGGGAGUGUGGCCAGAACUUCCUCCGGAGCUCCCACCUGACCUCCCACCAGAAGAUCCACUCAGGGGAGAGGCCCUACGAGUGUUCUGAGUGUGGGAAAUCGUUUCCGACCAGCUCCCUUCUCCUCACCCACCAGCGGAUUCACACCGAGGAGAGGCCCUUCCGCUGCCCCGUCUGCAGGAAGGGCUUCAAGCACAACUCCCACCUCACCAGGCACCGGCGCAUCCACACCGGGGAGAGGCCCUACGAGUGCCCGGAGUGUGGGAAGAGGUUCAGGACCAGCUCAGUCUUGAAUCAACACCAGUGGAGGCACCGCUAAGGGAAGCCCUGCAAGUGCCCCAGC